Molecule: messenger RNA, 954 nt
Organism: Lentinula edodes (shiitake mushroom)
Lineage: Eukaryota; Fungi; Basidiomycota; Agaricomycetes; Agaricales; Omphalotaceae
Exons: 3
Coding region: 1-954 (317 amino acids)
Source: RefSeq, a predicted model, not a curated record
AUGCACGCCAUGCAACUCCGUUUCUCUUUUGUUCUGCUAGGCAUUGCUGCUGCAGGCUCUGCAAGGCCUAUUGUCGUUCCCCCUUCUUCUCAAGUUCUCACCACAGACCUUGCUUCCACAUCUACGUCCGCCUUCGCCUCUGCCUCAACAUCCCCUCAUACGAUCAUCACUCCCGUGUCCGUUCUGGACGCCAGAGAGAUCUACGUACCCUAUCUCGAGGAUCGCAGUCCAGCCGUCGCUGCUCCUCUCAUCACUCGUGCUGCCAAAGAUCCCUCUUCCCAGAUCGAGGAAGCCUACGAGAGUCAUGCAACCUCUUCGCCAAAAUCACGAGCGGAAACUCGUGGCAACGUUGAAUCGGGCGUGCCCAUUUACAAACGCGACUUUUUUGAAUGGAUGGGCGAAAAAGCCGGAAAGGUCACUCACAACCCAGGCUUGCAACAAAUCGGCGGCGGUUUCAAGACAAUCGGGGGUGAGAUUGGAAACAAAGCAAAGGAAGAAGGCCAAAAGGCGAAGAAUGCGUAUAACAAUGCCGGUGCCAGUGCCGGUAGUGCUCAGCCUCAGCCACAGCCACAGCGUCGACAAGAAGCCAAUCCCAAUGUAGAGAACAGUUCCCUAGUUCAGAGUGCUGAGGCGAUUGCGAAGAAGCAACAGCAGAUGAAGGAAGGGGCGAAUCGCCUCAAGCAUAUGAUCACAAAUCCGUUCCAUGAAGCACAUGAUCAGAUGGUGAACGGCGCUAAGAAUAUACACGAUGAGGUCGUACAGAAAAAGAAUGAUGCGGUGAAUGGCGCGAAAAAGGUGGAGGAAUCAACCGUGAACGGGGUGGAAGGUGCGGCUAAUAGCGUGGCGAACGCAGGAAAAGGUGCAGCAAAUGGUUUAAAAGGCGCGGUGAAUGGAGCAGAGCAGGGAUACAAAGAGGGAUCGAAUGCGGGAAAUCCCCCUGCUCCCCCUGCUUAA